ACAGUCAUAGCCUGGCCAUAUGUAGCAAUUUUGCGCGAGUUUUUCGCUUCCACGCUUAUGCAACAGUUUUUAGUUUACCGAGCGUACUCAGCUUAGAAAUAUGUAUGCAGAUUUACCACCGGAGAUCCUCUGCCAGAUCUUCAUGAAACUUGGUCUUGCAGACAGGCUUUCAGCAGGAUUGGUCUGCAAGAAUUGGUAUCGAUCAGCGGCUGACGGCAACGUCUACAAAGAUACUACGGUGGUACUCGCUUACGACGUCAGCCAUCGCAUGGAAAUUCUUAAAAAAUCGUUACGAACGGUCCCAGACUUGCGCGUGGCUGGUAGCAUCCCUUUUAAGGGAGAUAUUGAGUUCUGGAAGCUAAUAGGACCUAAAUUGAACAAGUUGGAGUUCAACUUCUGCGAUAUUUGUGAGAGCGAGCUCGUGACUGUGCUCCAGAAUUGUUCAAACCUCGAACAUUUGGCGAUUACAUUCUGCAGUGUCUUUUUAUCAGGCACCCUUCCAGAGAUUGACAAAAAUAAGAGCAGACUGAGCACUGCAUUGGCUUGCGUCAAGACACUCAACUUAUCUGGAAACCGAUCCCUUAGCGAUGCAGCAUUCAGACAAAUGGUCAGCAUCGUGGGCAGCCUCGACACUCUGGAAUUGUCUAAAUGUUCAGUCAGCUUUCAGAAGGUAGUUGAGCGGCGAUUUUAUGCACGUGAUACUACUCCAAGCCCAUUGGUACUCACAUUCCAGAGCAUUAUCCGAACCCUCCGAGCAAACAAGGUGCGCCUCAAGGCGAUUAGGCUCUCGCGCACCGAUGUGGACAACACCAGCUUGAAGGAGCUCGUAACUGCCUACUCGCAAACACUGUCAAAGCUAGAUAUCUCGAACUGUGCUCAACUGGGCUUCCAAGGCAUCUUGUCUAUCUGCCAGAAAGUGCCGGGGCUCACUUGUCUCAACCUCGACCAGAACAUGGAAAUGGGCGACCAUUGUCUGGCAGCCAUUUGCUCCAACCUCCCAAUGCUCCAGGAGCUGCGACUGUCUCGUUGGACCAAGCUGACGGAUGGCGCCGCUCGUCAGUUGGCCCACCUGAGGAAGCUGCGGUGUCUGGACCUCUCUUUCUGCCCCAACGUGAGCCCGGAUGCACUUGUGCAGGCUUUGUGCUCUGACUCACGUCCAACCAUGCGGGAGCUCAACCUCAGCUGCUGCCGGGUCAGUGACUCCCUGAUGACCGCUCUAGCCGAUACCAUGGCACACCUGACUGCCCUCGACGUGUCUAGCAGUGGCCUGACAGACGAGGGUGCACGCGCCAUCCACCGUCUGAGGCGUCUCAGAGUCCUGAACAUGAGCUCCUGCGACAAGAUCACCGACGGGGCUCUGUGCGAGCUCGCUCCUGCACAGGCUGAUGUCUGCUCUUCUUUGGCACACCUUACACAACUGAAGGAGCUCAAACUCGCCGGUUGUGUACAGCUGACUGACCGUGGCAUCCUGAAUGCCAUUGCAUUUCGGGAGCUCCAAUGUCUAGACCUGAAGAUGUGCCACAACCUGACUGAUCUGGGAAUGGAACACAUCGCUUUGAGCAACCCCAGUCUGCAAGAACUAACGCUGCAUGGAUGCACGCAGUUGACGGACAAGUCUGUGGCCUUGGCACUUCAUCAACUGUCACGGCUGGACUCGCUCGUUCUCAAUGGAUGCACCGGCCUUACAGACAAAAUACUGGAGCAUGUGGCACAGUGCCACACACUGAAGCGCAUCGACAUCUCAAACUGCAUUAGGACGGAGCAGGCUGUUGACCAGCUUGCUUCCCAGCGGGAUGAUCUGAACAUUUUCUGCAGGUUUUUUCAAUUACAUUGAUAAAAGGUGCAUUGCUCAUUUGUUCUCCUAUCUGCCAUAUUUGGGGACAACCUUCUGUGGCAUUUUCAAAGAGAGGAGGGGUGCAUGUGCGCAGGUUGAAUUGGUGCCCAAUGUUGCAAGCACAUGCAUUCCUCAGAGUAUAGAAAUGGUGGGACAUACAAUUGUUAUCUUUGUACUUAAUCCAUGUCGGAAGAUCAAAAGAGCUUACUCACGUUGGUGAAAGGAAAUAAAAUUAAUGUUUAAUUUUUAGUAUGGUUGGGGUGGCCAUGCAGGCUUA
Ixodes scapularis (black-legged tick) is the source of this 2111-nucleotide messenger RNA. Its product is annotated as dynein regulatory complex subunit 6. Gene Ontology annotation, molecular function: protein binding. The record is from RefSeq and is a predicted model, not a curated record. The transcript has 3 exons. NCBI's taxonomy places the organism in Eukaryota, Metazoa, Arthropoda, Arachnida, Ixodida, Ixodidae. Gene Ontology annotation, biological process: SCF-dependent proteasomal ubiquitin-dependent protein catabolic process. Gene Ontology annotation, cellular component: SCF ubiquitin ligase complex. Bases 101 to 1834 code for a protein of 577 amino acids.